This is a messenger RNA of Macrobrachium nipponense, 818 nucleotides long. RefSeq lists its product as uncharacterized. NCBI's taxonomy places the organism in Eukaryota, Metazoa, Arthropoda, Malacostraca, Decapoda, Palaemonidae. The transcript is spliced from 4 exons. The record is from RefSeq and is a predicted model, not a curated record. The coding region runs from base 87 to 533 and encodes 148 amino acids.
UGGAUGUUAGUGUCGGUGCACGGAAGAAUAGAAGAGAUAAAUUCUCUCUGGGAUACCUGAUAGUAAAUGCUGAUAAAAGAGAAAAAAUGUCAAUAAGGAUGUCAGGGCCAGACCGUUCCAGCAACGCCUAUGGCAUCCUGAAGUUGUCGGAGCUGACAUUCCUGCUAGUUUCGAUGGGCAUCUUUAAGGGAGCAGAUCUCAUCUUCAGUGCAUCCCAUCCCGUAGCCAUCGACACCUUCUUUUCGGGCAUGUUCGUCAUGGGUAUCGUCAUCACGGCCAUCUUAUUCAUCUGCCAUCUCGUCGGGCAGACGACCUACCUCCAGCAAACGUUCUUGGAACCGUUGAUAAACAUAACUAUGUUUAUCGGCCUAGCAGCAGUUGGUGGCAUAAUCAUAGGAUGUCUCAGCAGCGAUGACGGAUAUGUCCUCGAGAACAAGGUAGCAGAGGCCUACGCUAUGACAGCCACGACGUGGAUAUCUUCGGCGAUCUAUCUCGUGGAUUUCAUCUAUUCUGUCAUCGUGUAUAAGAAAUAGUCAUUAGGAAUAAGACUACCUUAAGAUGCAGAAGAAGAACUAGUUAAUCAUUCUUUGAUUACUCUUUUUGCCAUUUCUUCCAAGUCAGAAUUUGCAAGGUGCUUUCGUUAGCUGAGGUAAAGAUUGGUCGUUAAGUAUGUAUCAUCGUAUUCUGUUGUCCUCUUGAUUUACCCAAGAGAUUUAACGAGCUUUCGGCAAAGAAAGAAAUUAGAUAUACUGAAGAACAAGAUAUCGACGUCCUAAUGUAUAGACUUGAUGAAAUGAAACCCUUGAGUUCACUGAUUA